AUGCAUCUUCGACCGCAAUUGUUCCGGAUCGGCUUCAUAGGAGUUGACAUGUUUUUCGUCCUAUCUGGUUUCCUGAUGACCAAAAUUCUUCGCGAGAAGGAGUUUUCAAUCACAUCAAUUCGUAUUUUCUAUCUACGCAGAUUCAAACGGAUCGUACCUAUCUACAUGCUGGUCGUCGUCGGAAUAUACAUAUGUUGGUUUCAAUAA
Messenger RNA from Ostertagia ostertagi, 207 nucleotides. The record is from the annotation of a GenBank genome assembly. NCBI's taxonomy places the organism in Eukaryota, Metazoa, Nematoda, Chromadorea, Rhabditida, Trichostrongylidae.